AUGGCCUCCAAAACCUUGCUUCGUCGUUGUUCUUCUUCUUCUGAAACGGUUACGAAAACCAAAAUCUCAUCUUUGUUCACAAAACCAGGUAAAGUGACUACAACUAAACCACCAGAUUCAGUUCAUAACGUUGAAGAGUUAGCGAGGCUUGAUAAAUUUCUUCAAAAGGAUUGUAAAGAAGCCUCGUUGAUGGGUUGUAAAAAUGGAAUGCUUGAAAUUGUUUUAGAGUUAUUUCACAAGUUGCCUCAAAAAGGCCUAAUGCCAGACGUUGUGACGUAUUCCAUCUUAAUCCGUGGGUUUUGUAAAGAAGGGAAACUAGAAAAGGCAUAUGACUUGUUAUCAGAUAUGGAAAGCAAUGGUUGCACUCCAAAUGUUGGUUCUUUCAUACUCUUAUGCGAGGUCGAGUUUGUGAUGGUUUGUUGUUUUUGGGAGGAUUUUGAGGUGGGGUUUAACCCAGAUGCUGUGACUUUUACUUCUUUGAUUAAAGGUUUGCUUUGGAGAAUAUGGAUACGGAGGCUACGAGGUUGUGCAAGAAAAUGGCUAUGUUGGGCUAGGCUUGACGUGAUUAUGUAUGUGACUCUUCAUUCAAGGAUUUGUCGCACAAGCAACACGAGCGGUGCGCUUUGA
This is a messenger RNA of Pistacia vera, 627 nucleotides long. RefSeq names its product pentatricopeptide repeat-containing protein At3g04760, chloroplastic-like. The transcript is spliced from 3 exons. Gene Ontology annotation, molecular function: protein binding. Lineage: Eukaryota; Viridiplantae; Streptophyta; Magnoliopsida; Sapindales; Anacardiaceae. The record is from RefSeq and is a predicted model, not a curated record. Bases 1 to 627 code for a protein of 208 amino acids.